AUGUUGAUUCGCUGGAUAAGUAACCGCCCGGUCGAGAACAAGAACCAGAUCCUGAGGAUGACGGACAAAGUAGGAAACAAUGCUUUGCACAUGGCAGUGCGUCGCCGUUUGGUCAACGUGGUGCGCCUUCUGUUGAAUGAAGAUAUGGAGCUCGUAUACCAGAAGAACGCAGAUGAGAAAUCUCCCCUGUACUUGGCCCUCGAAUCCGAAAGACCCGAGAUAUAUGAGGUUUUCUGUUCGCUUCCGCUUGAACCGUCGAGGAUACAAGGCUUGCCACCCAUUCAUGGUGCCAUUAUACAUAACCACUAUGAUAUCGCCACCCAGAUACUCGACAAAGACGUGAAGCUCUUUGCAAUGACCGACUUCAGAGGCAGAAAUGUAUUCCAUUUAGCAGCUUACAUGAAUCGGCCUCAAGUAUUCGAACUAUUUAUAGCAAAAACUGAAUAUUUGGGCAGACAAUGGGAUAUGAAUGGAAAGGAACCCAUUCAUAUUGCAAGCAAGAUGGGUUAUGUUGAUAUAAUCAAGAAGUUAUCUAAGAUAACAAGGUGGAGGAGCAAGCAAGGACAAACUAUUCUUCAUAUUGCAGCAAAAUACGGGAGAACUUCAUUAGUGAGGUAUUUGCUCAGACAUCCAGAACUCGUGGGUCCGAUAAAUGAAAGAGAUGAUGAUGGAAAUACAGCUGUGCAAAUCGCCGCGAUAGAUGAUGAUGGAAAUACAGCUUUGCACAUGGCCGCGAUGCAUUCACAACCCGCUACUUUGAUUCCUCUCAUACUGGAUGAAAGAAUUAAGCCCUUCCUUCUCAACCACCAAGCCGCAACUGCUCUUGACAUUGCCUUAGAUCUCGUCAAAAGGGAGUAUACAUUACGGAAGCAAUUGGCGGUCAUGGUAUUGGCAUCCAAAUGUGGGAAAAGUGCAGCUGGAAAUGAAGUGUUUCCAAUGAUUGACUCGGACAAAAAGAAGCCAAACACGGACGACGUGAAGAAUCUGAUCGGCAAUCGCUCGGUGGUAGCAACGCUUGUGGGCACCGUGACUUUCGCAGCUGGUUUUGCAGUUCCUGGAGGAUUUAACAGCACCGACACAGCCUCCAAAGAUGACCGCGGCAUGGCUACGAUGCUGGACAAGAGAAUGUUCCAGGCCUUCACCAUUUGCAACACCAUCGCCAUGUUCUGCUCGAUGAUCGCGGUCGUCACCCUCCUCUGGGCGCAGCAAAGCGACAUCCACACUGCAAUAGUUGCAUACCGACACUCAAUGCUGCCGCUAAAAAUAGCACUCCCUGCGAUGUCCGCCGCUUUCUUAACUGGUAUCACCUUGACUGUUGGCAAACUCCCUUGGCUUGCUAACACCAUAUUUUAUUUUGGACUCGUUUGCCUCCUCAUCAUCUCAGUUGCUAAAUUGUUAGAGGACCCUCCCUUGAUUUGUAGCCGCCGUCGCCCUAUUAGCAUUAUGGUAUCCUGGCUUGUUCGCGCUUAUAUUUAUUUGUGGGAAGUUGAGACGGACGUUUUGGGUGACCCGGAAGAGGACAGAAUGGUGUUUUGGACCUCCGCUAGGGGACUUCCGGAUGAUGAUAGUAAAUAG
Molecule: messenger RNA, 1575 nt
Organism: Eucalyptus grandis
Lineage: Eukaryota; Viridiplantae; Streptophyta; Magnoliopsida; Myrtales; Myrtaceae
Product: protein ACCELERATED CELL DEATH 6
Exons: 3
Coding region: 1-1575 (524 amino acids)
Cellular component (GO): plasma membrane
Molecular function (GO): protein phosphatase 1 binding; protein phosphatase regulator activity
Source: RefSeq, a predicted model, not a curated record